Messenger RNA from Mandrillus leucophaeus (drill), 2934 nucleotides. Its product is annotated as ankyrin repeat domain-containing protein 18B-like. The transcript has 16 exons. Lineage: Eukaryota; Metazoa; Chordata; Mammalia; Primates; Cercopithecidae. The coding region runs from base 1 to 2934 and encodes 977 amino acids. Gene Ontology annotation, molecular function: protein binding. The record is from RefSeq and is a predicted model, not a curated record.
AUGCCUAGAACUGCCCUAGACCUGCUGUGUUUACCGACUGUUCUACAUUUGGCCUGUGCCCAUGGCCGUGUGGAAGUGGUCACUCUCUUGCUGAGCAGAAGUUGCCAGAUCGACAUCUGUGACAGACUAAACAGGACACCGUUAAUGAAGGCUGUACAUUGCCAGGAAGAGGCUUGUGCAAUUAUUCUCCUGGAACAUGGCGCCAAUCCAAACAUUAAGGAUAUCUACGGCAACACUGCUCUCCAUUAUGCUAUGUAUAACAAGGGGACUUCGCUGGCAGAAAAACUGCUUUCCCACCGUGCAAAUAUUGAAGCACUAAAUGAGGAGGGAAACACUCCACUUUUGUUUGCUAUAAAUUCUAGGAGACAGCAAAUGGUGGAAUUUUUAUUGAAGAACCAGGCAAAUAUACAUGCCGUUGACAAUUUCAGAAGAACAGCCCUCAUGCUUGCUGUGCAGCAUAGCUCAUCAAGUAUCGUCAGCCUCCUCCUUCAGCAAAAUAUAAAUAUAUUUUCUCAAGACAUGUUUGGCCAAACUGCUGAGGAUUAUGCUGUUUGUUGUGAUUUGAGAAGCAUUCAACAACAAAUUUUGGAACAUAAAAAUAAGAUACUUAAAAAUCAUCUUCGAAAUGACAAUCAAGAAACAGCAGCUGUGAAGCCUGCAAAUUUGAAAAAAAGGAAAGAAGGUGCAAAAGAACACAACUUAAAAGUGGCUUCAGAGGAAAAGCAAGAAAGACUUGAAAGAAGUGGAAAUAAACAGCCACAGGAUUCUCAAAGUUAUGGAAGAAAGAAGGAUGUGAUGUAUGGAAAUUACAUGUUGAAGAGAGACAUUGCCAUGCUCAAACAGGAAUUAUACACAAUAAAAAAUGACAGUCUCAGAAAGGAAAAAGAAUAUAUUCAGGAAAUUAAAAGUAUUACAGAAAUGAAUGCUAACUUUGAAAAGAGUGUAAGACUCAAUGACGAAAUGAUAACAAAAACAACGGCCCAGUAUUCGCAACAGCUUAAUGAACUGAAAGCUGAGAAUACAAGACUGAAUUCAAAAUUGGAGAAGGAAAAACACAGCAAAGAAAGACUAGAAGCUGAAGUUGAAUCCCUCCAUUCUAGCCUGGCCACUGCUAUAAAUGAGUACAAUGAAAUUUUGGAAAGAAAAGACCUGGAACUAGUUUUAUGGAGAGCAGAUGAUGUUUCUGUACAUGAAAAAAUGGAUUCCAAUAUUUCUCAAUUAACAGAUAAGAAUGAGUUGCUUACCAAACAACUUUCUAAAGCUCGGGUGAAGUUCAAUACUUUAAAAGGUAAGCUUCAUGAGACAAGAGAUGCUCUCAGGGAAAAGACACUGGCUUUAGAAAGUGUACAGAUGGACCUAAAGCAAGCGCAGUAUCGAUUAAAGGAAAUGAAGCAGAUGCAUCCAAAUGAGGAAGCUAAAGAAAGUCAAUCCUUUGGAAAGCAGAACUCUUUAGAGGAGAGAAUACAUCAACAAGAACUUGAAAAUCUAUUGCUUGAACAACAACUAAAGGAUGUUUAUAAGGAAGGCAAUAAUAAAGAGAUAGUCAUUAAUAUCCAAGAAGACUGUCUUGAGAAUGGAAAGGAAGAUCUUACAGAAGAAAAAAAUACGGAAUUAAUGAAUGAAUAUAAUUAUUUAAAAGAAAAACUGUUUCAGUAUGAAAAAGAAGAAGCAGAAGGAGAAGUGAUUGUGAGACGACUUCAAGAAGAACUGACUGAUCACCUUAACAAAUUUUCUAUGUCAGAAUCUCCACUGGAAGGUACAUCACAUUGUCAUAUUAAUUUGGAUGACACACGGGCUUCAAAGAAGAAAUUAUUUCAAGUAGGAAGUCAACCUGAAGAAAAACAUGAAGAAUUCAGAAAACUUUUUGAGUUAAUAUCAUCACUGGACUAUAAUGGGGAUCAAAUAAGAAAGAGAAAUCAUGAAUUAGAAGAAGAGACAACUGGAUAUAAGAAAUGCCUAGAAAUGACAAUAAAUAUGUUAAAUGUAUUUGGAAAUGAAGACUUCAGUUGCCAUGGAGACUUAAAUACAGAUCAACUGAAAAUGGAUAUUCUGUUUAAGAAGCUAAAACAGAAGUUUGAUGAUCUUACGGCCGAGAAGGAAGCUGUGUCUUCAAAAUGUGUCAAUUUGGCUAAAGACAAUCAAGUUCUUCAACAGGAGUUUUUAUCUAUGAGAAAAAUACAAGAGAAAUGUGAAAAACUUGAGGAAGAUAAAAAGAUGUUGGAAGAAGAAGUAUUAACUCUUAAGACACAUAUGGAAAACAAUAUGGUAGAACUUGGUAAAGCACAAGAAUAUAAAUCGGAGCUAGAUGAAAAGACAAUGCAGAUAAUAGAAAAAUUAGAAGAAAUCCAUUUACAGGAACAAGCAAAAUAUGAAAAACAAUUAGAGCAGUUAAACAAGGAUAAUACAGCUUCACUAAAUAAGAAGAAACUAACACUUACAGAUGUGGAAUGUAAAUUCUCCGAAAUGAAAACUGCUUAUGAAGAGGUUACAACCGAAUUGGAAGAAUAUAAGGAAGCCUUUGCAGUAGCAUUCAAAGCUAACAAUUCCAUGUCAAAAAAUUUAAUGAAGACAACCCUCAGUGGGGAGGGUAGAGUUUGGGGAGCACCUGUGGAGGCUCUAAUCCUGGCCCUGGGCCCUGGUAGUGACAGUGAUGAGGACGCGGGUGCUCCUCAAUUCCAUUCUGCAUCUCCUCUGGACAACCCCAGGACAACCCCAUCAGGGCCCUGUCACCAGGCCCAGUGUGGCUCCAUGAUAACCAAGACGCAGGUCCAGAGACAACUGCCCUGCAUGGUGCCUGCAUCUGACCUCCCUUGGUGGAUAGUGAUGAGCACAACAUGGAAGAAGCCAGGGCAGCAUGCGGACAGCUGCCCUGCAGCCCCAGAUGGCACCUGGGCCUUGGGAAGUCGUUCUCAAAGGGGAAGCUGGAAACUUUGA